Closterium sp. Yama58-4 is the source of this 2430-nucleotide messenger RNA. Lineage: Eukaryota; Viridiplantae; Streptophyta; Zygnematophyceae; Desmidiales; Closteriaceae. The record is from the annotation of a GenBank genome assembly.
AUGGAGCAGAUGCGGACGGAAAGGCGGGCGGCAGAGACGGAAGCGGAGCGGAUGGGGAGGGAGGUGCGGAGACUUGAAGAGCGGGUGGAGAGUGGAGAGAGAGAAAGGCGGAUUCUCAUGGGGGAGGUAGAACUGGUGAAGGCGCAACUGCGGAAGGUGAGAGUGAUGGUGGAGGAAGAUAGAGGGGUGGUGAACCGGGAGCAGGAGAGGGUCGAGGCUGAGGGGGUGGGAAGAGAGAGUGUGGACGGUUCGGAGGGAGAGGAAGCGUGGGAGGAGGAGGAGGAGGAGGAGGAGGAGGAGGAGGAGGAGGAGGAGGAGGAGGAGGAGGAGGAGGAGGAGGAGGAGGAGGAGGAGGAGGAGGAGGAGGAGGAGGAGGAGGAGAAUAGGCAUAGGGAGGCGGGAAAUGAGGAGGAGAGGCAGAGGUUGGGAGAUAAGGAGGACAGGCAUAGGAGGGCGGGGAGUGAGGAGGGGAGGCAUGAGUGGGGGGAGAUCGAGGCGGUUACGAGUAGAGAGAGUGAGAAUGAGGAGGAUAGGCAUAGGAGGGCGGGGAAUGAGGAGGUCAGGCCGCAGGGUGUUGACAGCUGCUCUUCGGUUUUGGAAAGUUCCGCAGCUGUGGCGCAUUCAUUGGAGGAGAGUAGUAGAGGUGACAGCAGCAGUGGGAUGCAGCAGGAACUAAAGAGCUGUUAUCAGCAGCUGAGUGUCGACAGCUGCUGUUCAAUUUUGGGACGUUUCAAGGCUGUGGAGCAUUCAGCGGAGGAGGGUAGUAGAGGCGGCAGCAGCGGUGGGGUGGAGCAGGAGCAUCUGAGGGGUUAUCAUCAGCACCAGAGUGUCGACACCUGCUCUUCGGUUUUGGGACGUUUCAAGGCUGUGAAGCAUUCAGUGGAGGAGGGUAGUAGAGGCGGCAGCAGCGGUGGGGUGGAGCAGGAGCAACCGAGUGACUCUUUUUUGCAACGGAAGAAGCUCCACGACCAUCAGGGCUCGGAUGAGUCCAGAUUAGAUCGUAAUCUGCAUGGGAGCAGGGUAGAGCGGGUUUCGCAUGGGAGCAGUGCAGAGCUUGAUUCGCAUGGGAGCGGAAUAGAACAUGAUCCACCUGGGGCGCCUGAGGUACCUGAGGAGGCACCUGAAGCACUGUUGGCACCUGGGGAACCUGCGCCGCCAUUGGCAUCUGGGGCACCUGAAGCACCUCAACCCAAAAGUGCUACUCUUGAUUCUUCUCGGAACAGUGCUGCCUCUCUGAGAGCGCAUUUGACUGCGCUGGCAGCAGAGAGGGACCAUGCAGCGAGGGAGGGCCGUGAGUCACCUGCGGGACCUCAUUUCACGAGUGCUACUCUUGAUUCUCCGCUGAAUAGUGCUGCCAUCCUGAGAGCGCAUUUGACAGCACUGGCAGCAGAGACGGACCAUGCAGCGAGGGAGGGGUCCAAUACGUCUCAGUUCAAGAGUGCUAUUCUUGAUUCUUCUCAGAGCACUGCUGCCAGACUGAGAGCGCAUUUGGCAGCACUAGCAGCAGAGAGGGCGCAUGCAGCGAGGGAGGGCCGUGAGUCACCUGCGGUACCUCAACCCAAAAGUGCUACUCUUGAUUCUUCUCGGAACAGUGCUGCCUCUCUGAGAGCGCAUUUGGCAGCGCUGGCAGCAGAGAGGGACCAUGCAGCGAGGGAGGGCGGUGCAGCAGAAGCAGCCGUGGCAGGGCUGUCCUGCCAGCUGGCGGUCCAGCUGGCGUGCUUAAAUAGGCCGACGAAAUCGCUGGGGGAGGUGCUGGUUCAGGUGCUUCUUCAGAUGCUGUCUCAGGUAGUGCAGCUGAGGUUGCUUCAGGUGGUGCAGCUGAGGUUGCUUCAGGUGGUGCAGCUGAGGUUGCUUCAGGUGGUGCAGCUGAGGUUGCUUCAGGUGGUGCAGCUGAGGUUGCUUCAGGUGGUGCAGCUGAGGUUGCUUCAGGUGGUGCAGCUGAGGUUGCUUCAGGUGGUUCAGCUGAGGUUGCUUCAGGUGGUGCAGCUGAGGUUGCUUCAGGUGGUGCAGCUGAGGUUGCUUCAGGUGGUGCAGCUGAGGUUGCUUCAGGUGGUGCAGCUGAGGUUGCUUCAGUCCUCUCGCUCCUGCUCCUUCCUCUCCCGCUCCUCUCUCUCCCACCCCUGCUCCCUUUCCCACCCCUCCUCCCGGUCCCACUCUUCCUCCUUCUCCCACCCCUCCUCUCUCUCCCACCUCUACUCCCCCUCUCUCCCCCACCUCCCUCUCCCCCAACACUCCACCCUCUCAAGCCUCCAACGGCUCCCCUCCUCUCUUCCACAGCUCCUCCACCCUCCUCCCACCCGCUCCUCCUCCUCUCUUCCCCGCUCCCACCACCCCUUCCGCCUUCCUCUCGCAGCUCUUUGCUUUCGGACCCAUCCGUCCCGCUCCCUUUCCUUCCCUUCCACCUCCUCCUGUCCAUGCCACCUUCUCUGA